GUCGGUAACAAAAAAAGCUGACAAGAAAACUCUGCUGGUGAAUCUCCAAAGCCGCCCACUUUUAUCAUUAUCAUUAUUAUUUUCCUCCUCCCACUAUACUCACCCUGCUGUCUCUUGCCCGUUCGCGAUAAAGGUUACAUUGCAUGAACAUAUUCGACCGAAUUCGUUAUAGGCAGCCCGGCCAGCUGAGUGGCCUUGGGGGUAGCACGAACAGGGGGCGCAGCACACGAGAAGGGGUUCCAUUCAGAAUGAUAUGCUGCUUCUUUUACUGACAAGGAACAUGGUCUAGAGUGCUGACCACCUUCUUUCCUGCUCUAUUGGGCUGACGCUGGACGUAUCUGUCCGUCCUCUUAUGAGUAACUCUCCACCCCCAAGACAUGCACUGCCGGGCUCAUCUCGUUUUCAAACGGGGCCAGCCCUACUCCUUCUCGUUUUUGAGACAAGAGACACGCGAUUUUUCAAUCCUCUUGGCCCCGGUUGCUUGUUUUUACUUGCCUACCGUCGUCUUUAGCCUGUCAAUAAUAACUCUACUUGCUACUCACUACUUGAUACUAUUUUAUUUAUCAAAUAAAUGUUUCCUCUCGUCACCUAUUCUGUUUAAUCGACUAGCUGGUCUCGUUUAAAGUCUGGUUCAGGCCAGGCUUCCUCUCUCGAGUGACUCCCAUGGCCGCAGCUCCAGGGCAUGGACCUGUGAUUUCCAGUUCUCACGAGGGCUCAAGCUCUCGGUUCCUAGGAUGUUUUCUCAUAUUACUUACCUUGUUGGCUCUUGUGACCGACUCGGCUGCUGUCUCAAUCAAUAACCACAUCACAACGCCAUACAGCUCAACAGAGGCGGCAGUGAACCGCCGCCCCCCAUCAAAUGUGCAAAUCAGAUCGAACAGCCCACGAGGCUCUCAAACCCUAGGGGCUCCCAGAGGAGCUCCUGCCAUCAGAUCGAGGGGCACCCCCGUCAUAAAUAAACGUGCAACACCCUCGAUUCCAUCGCCAACCGCACAGGUUACCUCUGGGCCCGGCAGCUCACCUAUUCACUGCCCAGCCGACAACCUCACCGUCUUCACCGAGCCUUCGGCAUCCAAGCGCUACGUCAUUUUGUGUGGUCGUGACUACCACUCGUCUCUCGGCGCGAUAGAUUUGUACAAUGUAGCAGCGAAGUCACUCAACGAUUGCAUCGAGGUGUGCGCAAAGGAUAACACUGGAUGCUCGUCAGUGGGCUGGGGGUAUAUGGACGAUGAAUUAGGCUUCAGAUGCUUUCUCAAGAGCUCCAUCGGGGAACCUCACGACUCUGCAAGUUGGAUGUUUGCGGUCGAGGACCCCAGCCAGCCGGGAAACCCCAUCCCGCCCGCAAGCCCGGGGCUGAGUGCAGACGCAAAGGCUGGAAUUGGUGUCGGAGCCGCGGCCGCCGUUGUACUCGUGGGUGUCGGUAUCCUCGCCUUUUGGUACUACCGACAGCGCAAAUAUAUUGCCGAAAAGAGUCUGGGACAAGCCAAGGACCUGUCGGAGAGCUCUAGCAGCAUCGGAUACGGUUCGCACAGGACACAUUCACCCGCACCACCGUCUUUUCAGCGAUCCCUACACCAACUGCCAGCAGGCGAAUGCCUUGAGCUUCCAGGUAGUUCUGUCAAUGUCGGCCUGGCUCCCGGUAGUCCGGCUCAUGAUGACGAUGCUCCAAGUCGAGGUGUGGCGCAGUAUCUUGUGAGGCAGCAACGGCGUAUCCUGGACAACUGUCGCCCAGCAAGACCUGAAGACGACCCAAAAACUGGAUUGACAAGCAUUGAUACAAGCAACUUGCAAUGGGGAACAACGCAUACCCGCAGCCCCGACGGAACCCUGGCUCCCAUGAGCGCAAUGACGGGCCACGGAAGCUUUGCUGCAACGCCAUGGAGCGCAACGCAGUCCAGUCCGGCCUCGGAGCUCCCUGUGGUUCGUGGAGGCCCGAAUGGCUAUGGGCCAGAGUAUGAGAUGGCCUCGGACGUCACGAUGGCGACCGGCAGGCCGGAGCGAGCGGCAGACAAAUUUUUACUGUCUUACAUGGUUCUGUUCAAGAAGCAGCUUGUUUCGGAGAAGGCUGCGGAUGGAUAGACAUGAGAUGUCCCGAUUUGGAUAGCAUGAUAUUGGCGAUUUUCACAUGUUUUGAUAGAUUUUAAUUUGAUCUUUCUUGACCAAAAUUGAAGCAAGCUUCACUCGGAGCCGCCGGCAGCAUUUCUCAUACCAGUACCCAGGUAAUUACUUCGUAGCAGUUCCAGACCAAGUAUUACUCGAGUUUCCUCC
Molecule: messenger RNA, 2268 nt
Organism: Pyricularia oryzae 70-15
Lineage: Eukaryota; Fungi; Ascomycota; Sordariomycetes; Magnaporthales; Pyriculariaceae
Exons: 1
Coding region: 664-2079 (471 amino acids)
Source: RefSeq, a predicted model, not a curated record